Doryrhamphus excisus (bluestripe pipefish) is the source of this 1659-nucleotide messenger RNA. The record is from RefSeq and is a predicted model, not a curated record. NCBI's taxonomy places the organism in Eukaryota, Metazoa, Chordata, Actinopteri, Syngnathiformes, Syngnathidae.
AAACAGCAUGGCGACGCCGCAGAAAUAUGUAACAACUGCAGUCUGGCCAUAAUCAUAUCCUAAAUAUAUCAUUUAACAUUCGGUUUGGUUCAUGUGCUCUUAAAUAUGUUUUCUUUGGUGUGCAGUUAGUUUGGUUUCGUUUGAGCAGAGUUAAUUCAACGACUACAUUUCCCACAAUACCGCAGUGGUUACCGGAAGCUCCUACGUGUUCGUUUUCCGCGACUCUCCAGGAAGCGUCAUAAACAGCUACACAAAACACCAAGAAAAGUUGGUUUCCUUCGAGCAAGGAGAAGAACAAAAAGUGAUGUUGCCAACUACCAGCCAAAGCAGCAAUGGUGCACUCGGUUUGAGGGAUGCUGCUCGUCACACCGCGGGCGCCAAACGUUACAAGUACUUGCGGAGACUGUUCCAUUUCAGGCAGAUGGACUUCGAAUUUGCCCUUUGGCAGAUGCUUUAUUUGUUCACGUCGCCACAGAGAGUCUACCGCAACUUUCACUACAGGAAGCAGACCAAGGACCAGUGGGCCCGGGAUGACCCAGCUUUCCUCGUGGUGCUCAGCGUCUGGCUAUGUGUGUCAACAAUAGGCUUUGGCCUGGUGCUGGACAUGGGCGUUCUUGACACAUUGAAGCUCCUGCUCUGGGUGGUGUUUGUUGAUUGCAUAGGAGUGGGGCUCCUUAUAUCAACUCUCAUGUGGGUGAUAAGCAACAAAUACUUACUGAAACACCCACACCGAGAUUUUGAUGUCGAGUGGGGUUAUGCGUUUGAUGUUCACCUCAAUGCUUUCUACCCGCUCCUCGUCAUUCUGCAUUUCGUACAGCUCUUUUUCAUCAACCAUUUGGUGAUGAUAAACUCUGAGUGGUUCCUGGGAUACUUUGUCGGAAAUACGCUGUGGCUUAUAGCCAUUGGUUAUUAUCUCUACAUCACCUUCUUGGGGUACAAUGCUCUGCCGUUCCUGAAGAACACGGUGGUGUUACUCUACCCCUUCGCCUUGCUCGCCUUCCUCUACAUCCUGUCCGUCUCACUGGGCUGGAACUUUACGCGAGGUCUCUGCUGGUUUUACAAGUACAGAGUCCAAUAAGAACGGCGCGAUGGAAGAUGGACAUUGUGACAAGUGACACAUUGGAUACAGUAAAUUAGGACACUCGCUCACCCGAUAUUGACUCUUUAAAGACUCCUGUUUUUUGUGUUCGAGUUGGGAGACGCGCCGUCGGUACUCAGAGCCGUGUUGGAAAUGGUUGCAGAAACAAGGGAGCAGUCAAUCAAAUCAAAGUAAGUCUGUGUGGAAGACACUACACUGUAGAACCGAGUCAUAAAGGUCACUUCCUAGUAAAACCAGCAGAAAGCACAUCAAUGUAGUCCAGGACCAUCAUGCCUCUGGUGUUUGUUCCAUCCAGCUCCACCGUCACAGCCACCUGCACCAGCAAGAUCACAGACAUCUUUCCACCUGCCCACUCCACUAAAAGUUGUCAAGAAUGGAGUUACCUCCUCGCUUUCUGUCACCAAGUUGUCACUGAUGGCUGCAGCCACAGCGUAGGUGUCGCAGGUGUUGAAACCCGAUCCUGACACCAGCUCUUUUUGAUACCGAUCCGUCUGCACCAUCUUCAGGUCAAGGACAUGUCAAAUUGCUUAAAGCUGCUGUGUAUUAAAACUGAAUUGUUA